Messenger RNA from Notechis scutatus (mainland tiger snake), 759 nucleotides. It is a transcript of the gene POU2AF3, whose product is annotated as POU class 2 homeobox associating factor 3. The record is from RefSeq and is a predicted model, not a curated record. Lineage: Eukaryota; Metazoa; Chordata; Lepidosauria; Squamata; Elapidae.
AUGUCAGGCAUCUCUCAUGCUCUCCUUGCAGGGAAGGCGAAGGUCUACCAAGGCGUCCGAGUGAAGAUGACCGUGAAGGAACUUCUGCAGCAGAGAAGAGCCAAACAGGCCCCGGUGGCAGAAGCUGUUUUUGGAGAAUGCAGUAGAAACGUCCAGGCUGGUGAAGCUUUUUCGCCUCUCUGCACAGUUCCUUACAUCGAUACGGCACCUGAAUCUUCCUUAUCUAGCUGUUUACAACAACCUUGGCAGUUCCAGAGCGGGACCUCCUGCGAGGAAAUUCCCAAUUAUUUGGAGCAGCUGGUGGAUUCUUGCCUUCAAGCUGAGCCACCUCUGGAGAUGCCCUUGACCUUGGCACAGGACAACCUGCCCUGCUCACCUGAGAGCUUCCAGCCAGCCCCCACCUGCCUGGGUUCUGGAUCCCCGGAGGCUGUUGACCCUUCCAGCUCCUUCGAUUACAGCUAUUCCCCAUCUCAAAUGCCUCCUUGCGCCCCGCUUGGCUACAGCUGCCCAACUCUGGAUGGCAGGAGUUGCAUGUAUCCGUCCCUGGAGGAACGUACCUGCCAGCCACACAACCACAUGCCACACACUUCCGGCCUAUCGACCUGCUACUGCACCCCGUGUGGUUCCCAGCACUUGGACACAUUUCGAGCCCCUGAAUACUUUCCCUACGCCACCCUGGACUGCAAAGACUAUGCCCCUUCGGUCUCAGUGGCAGACGACUUCUGGAAGGAUAGGAGUUGGGAUCUGUGCUACAGUUAG